AUGGAUCUUCAAGGCACUCCCAUCGCUCCCGGCCCCCGCAGCACCAAGGUCACCACCGACCCUCGAGCCACCCAGCAACCCAUUCACGAGCCUUCCGGUCCUGUGACUAACGACUCCCUCGCUGCUGAGUCUGUUCGCAGCGGCGGUGGUUUCUCUCAAAACCGAGGCGCCGAGCCUGCGGGCGUCUCCGGCAACCAGUCCACUCUAAAGAACACCGACACCUCAGCCGCAACCACCCUCCCCUCUGCCCCCGUCCGUGCUCUUCGUGGAGACCACCAGCGCCAGGACAAGUACCCCGAGGCCCUGGGUGGCCAGGGUCACUUCCCUGGAGCCCACGGCACUGGCUACGCUGGCGGCUCGACCGCCGCUAAGCAACAGAUGGGCAUCAACAAGGGCGAAUACGCUGCCUCUCAGCACUUGCCAGGCCAGGCAGCUGCCAGCGGUAGCAGCCAGUACAACAAUGUCCAGGCGCCUUCUUAUGUCAAUGACGUGACCGACGGCUAUCAGGGUCAGAAGCCUAAGGGCCAGAACCUGCCCGCUGGUGGUUUCCCUGUCGAUAGUAAGAACGCGAGCUUCACGUCUGCUAUAGGUUCUGAGAUGGAUCCUGGCCGUGCUGCGGAGAACAAGUUCCAGCGCACAGUGGCUGAGAGCGCAUUGGAUGUUGGUGGUCCUCGUCAGAAGGGUAUCGACAAUCAGAACUUGUUCGAGAAUCUGAAGAGUGAUCAGCGUGCAUAA
Penicillium subrubescens is the source of this 735-nucleotide messenger RNA. RefSeq lists its product as uncharacterized. The record is from RefSeq and is a predicted model, not a curated record. The transcript has a single exon. Lineage: Eukaryota; Fungi; Ascomycota; Eurotiomycetes; Eurotiales; Aspergillaceae. Bases 1 to 735 code for a protein of 244 amino acids.